Messenger RNA from Lactuca sativa (garden lettuce), 766 nucleotides. RefSeq names its product heavy metal-associated isoprenylated plant protein 2. NCBI's taxonomy places the organism in Eukaryota, Viridiplantae, Streptophyta, Magnoliopsida, Asterales, Asteraceae. The record is from RefSeq and is a predicted model, not a curated record. Gene Ontology annotation, molecular function: metal ion binding.
AGAGAGAGAGAGAGAGAGAGAGAGAGAGAGAGAGAGAGAGAGAGAGAGAGAGAGAGAGAGAGAGAGAGAGAAUAAAACAUAUAAUUCCAUCAAAAACACACAUACAGAGACGUGUUCAUUUUUCCACAGAGAGAGGGCAUGCAGUCUGUACAUACCAUUACUGGACCCAAAUCAAGGAGUCCAUAACAUAUAGCAUACCAGCUUUCUUUCAACAGAAUAAAUUGCCUUCAUUAACCAUGUCUAAUAUGGAGAAGAAAACAGUGUUGUCAGUGGAUCUACGUUGUUUAAAGUGCAGGAAGAAGGUCAUGAUGUCGAUUUCAUCUAUAGAAGGAAUAAACUCAAUAGCUCUUGACCCUUCAAAAAACACAGCAACGAUAAUUGGCGAGGCUGAUCCUAUAUCCAUCAUCAGAAAGGUGCGAAAGUUUAAAAGAUUAGCACACCUAAUAAGCGUGGGACCUGCAAAGGAAGAAAAGAAGGAGGAGAAAAAAGAUGAGAAGAAAGACGAGAAGAAGGAUGGAAAGAAAGACCAGAAGAAAGAUGUUUCAGCGCAUGCUGAUGUGCUUCCUUUAACCCCAAGAACAUGCCACAGAUGCGAUGUCUGGUACGUGGUUAAUCAAGAUUACGUUCGUCCUUGUGAAAUAUUGUAACCACUACUCCAGUAUCUUCAGUAAAACAGUUCGCCUGUUGAUGCUCGUAACGUAAUAACAAUAUAUCAUUUGUGGAUAUGUUUGAGAAUGGGAUUGGCAGCUCUUGAUCUUUUUGGGCC